Molecule: messenger RNA, 662 nt
Organism: Chenopodium quinoa (quinoa)
Lineage: Eukaryota; Viridiplantae; Streptophyta; Magnoliopsida; Caryophyllales; Amaranthaceae
Exons: 3
Coding region: 121-390 (89 amino acids)
Source: RefSeq, a predicted model, not a curated record
UCCGUCUCCCCCAUAGACGCCCCAAAAAGAAAACGUCCUGCCUGUUUGUUAAUAGUUGACCUCUCCCAUCCUCCGAUUUUCUCUCUCUAACCUUUGUUGUUUCUCUCUCUAAAUUCAACAAUGGGUGGCGGCUUCCGAUGGGUCAGACCCGAGGUUUACCCUCUGUUUGCAUCGGUUGGUGUAGCCGUCGGAAUUUGCGGGUUUCAGCUCAUCCGGAAUAUUUGCGGCAACCCAGAAGUCAGGGUGACUAAGGAAAACCGAGCUGCUGGAAUCCUGGAGAAUUUUGCGGAAGGAGAGAAAUAUGCAGAGCAUCCCCUUAGGAAGUUUGUGCGCACCAAGAGCCCUGAAAUCAUGCCAAGUCUUAACAGUUUCUUCAGCGAUCCACAGUGAAGCUCCCUAAGGAAUAGCACUAUGUUGGCCCUAUGUUAUAGUGAAUUUUACUGAAGUUGCUUCCUUAUUAUUCCAUUAAAAAUGAAAUUAAUGAUGUUAUAUAAUAUUUGAACAAAGAUGGCAUUGUGUUACUUGGUCUACUCUCUAUUUUUUUUGAAGUCCUUGAGAUAUGAAAGUGGUUUAACCCAUUCAUGGGAGACCUUGUAUUAUAAAAAGCCUAUAACACCUUAUUGUUAGGCUGCUAAUUGAAUAAUCCUUUCAAGUUUCAUUUU